Molecule: messenger RNA, 1455 nt
Organism: Zea mays
Lineage: Eukaryota; Viridiplantae; Streptophyta; Magnoliopsida; Poales; Poaceae
Gene: sbp12
Product: SBP-transcription factor 12
Exons: 4
Coding region: 101-1099 (332 amino acids)
Cellular component (GO): nucleus
Molecular function (GO): DNA binding
Source: RefSeq, marked provisional
CAUCUCGUCUUCUCCACAGUCCACACUGUUCACCACCUCUCCCAUCCUCUCUUCGAUCCCCAAAUCCCGAAUUGACCAGCCCAAAUCGUCGCCGCGGCGCAUGGAGUGGACGGCCCCGAAGCCCGCCUCAUCGCCUCCCCUCCUCUGGGACUGGGGAGACCACGCCGCCACGGGCUCGGGCUCCUCCAGCGACGCCCCGGCGCGGCGCGGCGGGAAGGAGCGGGAGGCGAAGCGUGCCAGGGCCGGCGAGGACCGCGGGGGAGGUGAGCUGAGGUGCCAGGUCGAGGGGUGCGGAUUGGACCUCAGCAGGGUCAAGGACUACCACCGUAAGCACCGCGUCUGCGAGGCCCACACCAAGUCCCCCCGCGUCAUCGUCGCCGGCCAGGAGCGCCGGUUCUGCCAGCAGUGCAGCCGAUUCCAUGCGCUGUCAGAGUUUGAUCAGAAGAAGAGGAGCUGCAGGAGGCGUCUGUCUGAUCACAAUGCCCGCCGCCGGAAGCCUCAGCCAGAUGCAUUCACCUUCGCCUCUGCAAAGCUGCCUUCGACAUUGUUUGAUGAUAGGCGGCAAAUAAGUUUUGUCUGGAAUAAAGCUCCUGUUAGCCAUGUAAGACCCUUCACUUCUCCAUGGGACAGCUCAUCUGACUUAAAGCCCCCUUAUGCAAAGGAAAUAAGUGAUGUAUCAACAAAAGUUGGGACAAUUACUGGACAAGUUCAUUUGGAUAAAUCUCACAUGUUCAAUGCUAUUCCAACACUUAGCCAUGGCAAAGAUGAGCCUUGGCCAAUGAAAGGUCUGGACAUGUCUAUAUCUGCUUCAAAAUUCGAUGGAGCAGCGGAUCUUCAGCAUGCUCUCUCUCUUCUGUCAGCCGGCGCUUGUGGACUGCCUGAUUCUGUACAUCAAACAUCUUGCAUUAUCCAAUUCAAUGGUGCCAGCGAGAACAGCAGUGACCUUCAUGUAACGCAUGGCAGGAACUCUGGUCCAGCAUCAUGCGCCGAUGCGCAGCAUAUAGCUGCCCAGCCUCAGUCUCAGCUGUUUCAUUUUACCACAGAUACCGGCAAUACUGUUUAUGAGCCCAGUUUCUUUGGUGUAAACCAGAUAAAUUAACCAUGGAAGACACAUGCCACUUGAUCACUUGGAUGAAUAGCCCUGAAGAUGGUCUGGGCCUGUGCAAGUUCUUCAACCAACCACCGGACAUAAGGAUCUUUGUUAAUGUUAUCUUCAUAUUUAUUGGCCAUACCUGAAUUCAGUUGAACCGAGCUUAGGCCAGCUUAUGUUUAAUAUGCAGUUCCAACCUGUGAUUGACCCAUUUUUUAUGUUCUUUUUGCCCUCUGUGAUGUGAGUGUGACUACUCUGUAACAUUAUAAGUGUGAUACUAUUGUAGUCUCUACUGCCCUGACGAUGUAAACGGUUGGAUAUCUUUGAAGCUGUCCUUGAUGAAUCUGGACAUGUAUUUUGUGUGU